Molecule: messenger RNA, 342 nt
Organism: Benincasa hispida (wax gourd)
Lineage: Eukaryota; Viridiplantae; Streptophyta; Magnoliopsida; Cucurbitales; Cucurbitaceae
Molecular function (GO): nucleic acid binding
Source: RefSeq, a predicted model, not a curated record
AUGUACAACACUGCUACAAAUGGGUUGGAAGAGGCAUUCAAUAAAACGUUGUGCAACCUGCUGAAGAAAAGUUUCUCCAAGUCAAUAAGAGAUUGGCAAGAAGAGAUCAGGGAGGCAUACUGGGCUUAUCGAACCACUCAUCAUACCCCUACAGAAGUCACGCCAUACUCUCUUAUUUAUGGAGUGAAGGUUGUUCUUCCUUUUGAAAGACAAAUUCUAUCACUAAGAAUGGUGGUACCAGAGGGAUUGACUACAAAAGACAAUGUCAAGCUACAUCUUCAAGAGUUAGAAGCACUUGAUGAAAGACGACUGGAAGCUCAGCAAGCAUUGGAGUGUUACUGA